AUGUACAGUGAAGCUUCUGGACAACUUACUAAUUUUGACAAAUCCGGAGUGAUGUUCUCAUCCAAUGCAUCUGCAACACUCCAUAGCUCCAUCUGCUCUUCUUUGGGUGUUUCACAAGCCAACCUUAAAGCUAAAUAUCUGGGCCUACCUUCUUCAUGGGGCAGAUCUAAAGCUGAAACUUUUGGGUCCAUGAUUGAAAAAGUGUUGAGCAAAAUGCAAAGGGCAUGGUCAAGCCUCCUCAAAGGUAGGGAACUACUCCGAAAUGGGCUCCGAUGGCAAAUCCAAAGCGGCAACCUUGCCUACUUUUGGGAGGACAAGUGGGUACCCUCUACUAAAGACUUCAAAAUUGCUUCCCAUAAACCUCCUUACUGUACUGUUCAAAAAGUCGCUGAAGUUAUUGAUCCCACUCAUAAAAUAUGGAAGUGUGAAAUUCUCAAAGAGUGGCUUUUGAAAGAAGAUUUAGAGGCUGUUCUUGCCAUCCCAAUUGCAGCAGUUAAUAGAGAUGAUCUUUUAAUAUGGCACCACACUCCAUCGGGAGUUUAUUCAGUCAAGUCGGGCUAUGCCUUAGCCAAGCAGAUCUGCCACAACUCCAAUGGUUCUAAUAAGCCCUCCGGAUCUCUCAUCCUUGGCACUGAUUUUUGGAAUUCAAUUUGGGAUCUAGAUGUUCCACCCAAAAUCCGACACUUUUGGUGGAGAGUCUUCCGUAACUUGUUGGCAACAAAGCUGGGUCUGUUUAGGCACAAGUGUGCAUCUUUUGGUGAAUGUCCUAUCUGCAGGAAAGGUGAUGAAUCUGUGGAGCAUCUCCUGUUUGAUUGUCCCUGGACCAAAGGUGUUUGGUUCGGUAGCUCCUUAAAUAUGCGAGUAGAUCCAGGCUCGAUUACAAAUGUGACCAGGUGGACCAAUGACCUUUUGCAGGGAGCUGUUUUGGCUGUAAUUCUUAGAGACUCAAAGGGAAACCUUCUGGAUGGUUGUGCUAAGUCUUGUGAGGCUUCGUCUGCAGCACAAGCCAAGGCACAUGCAAUUCGUCUAGCGUAUCUUAUGGCUCAAGCUCUCAACCUCUCGCGAGUGGAAAUCGAAAGUGACAACAAAUCGGUGAUCUCUCUUUGCAUUUUCGAAACAGUUCCACCAUGGGAGUAUAGUGCUAUUAUCCUAGAUAUUCGAGGGCUUGCUUCUCCAAACUCUAUUUCUUUUUCCUGGACAAGAAGAACCAACAAUGAAGCAGCACAUUGGGUUGCAAAGGCUUGUCUUUCUAAGUCCUUACCUGUAAAUUGGGUUGUAUGCCCACCUGCUACUCGUCUCCAUACUCAUUUUUGA
Camellia sinensis is the source of this 1314-nucleotide messenger RNA. RefSeq lists its product as uncharacterized. The record is from RefSeq and is a predicted model, not a curated record. Lineage: Eukaryota; Viridiplantae; Streptophyta; Magnoliopsida; Ericales; Theaceae. Gene Ontology annotation, molecular function: RNA-DNA hybrid ribonuclease activity; nucleic acid binding.